GUUCGAGAUUAUUGUCUGUCGAUAUUAGGUUUUGGGAUUAGGAAGGAUUUUAAAUUUUAAAUUAAUGAAAGUUUAAUUUAAUAAUAAAUUUUACUUUUUGAUUAAUGCAGCAAGACAGAAAGGUAAUAAAAAUAUUAAAUUUAAAUAUGUAAAUAAUAUUUUUGUCGUAAGUCAUAAAAGAGGGAAAAAAGCUGCCGCUUCCAAUCCAACUAUAAAUUGUUUUCGUCGAUGAUCAAUCUCAAUUCUUAAAGUUUGUUCGACCUUUGACGCAUGAAGUGUUUUACUUGAUGGCUAGCUUAGUUUCCACAAGCAGUGAAACCCAGUUCGUCAAAACUGUAUGUGCAAUCGUAGUGAAGGGACACUGGGAUAAUCUUCUGAAGCCCAGGAUUGGUUCUAGUCUCACCUCAACAAUCAUCAACCAGGUACUGUCGUUCCUUUCGUUAGAUGGGUCCUCUCUGUCUUGGUCUUUCUUCAAAUGGGUAGAAUCAAUCCCCAAUUACACGCAUUCUCUACAGUCUUCUUGGACUAUGAUUCAAAUCCUCACUAGGAAGGGUCAGUACAGAACUGCACAGAACAUGCUUGAAAAAAUUGCUCUGAAGGAUUUCCUGUCUUCUCCGACGGUCUUGAACGCUCUUAUGAAAGACUGUGAUGACCCAGACUCAAAUUCGCAAGUUCUGAGCUGGUUGGUGAUAUUCUUUGCCAAGUCGAAGAUGAUCCAAGAUGCAAUUCAAGUGUUUGAGCACAUGAGAGUUAAUGGACUUAAGCCUCAUUUGCCUGCCUGUACUGUGCUUUUGAAUUCAUUGGUGAAGGAUGGGUUGACUAAUAUGGUGUGGAAAACUUACAAGAAAAUGUUAAAACUUGGGGUUGUUCCAAAUAUACAUGUGUUCAACGUGUUGAUGCAUGCUUGCUGCAAGUCUGGAGAUGUUGAGAAGGCUGAAGAAUUAUUGAGUGAGAUGGAGAUGAAGGGAAUUUAUCCUGACCUCUUCACUUAUAAUACACUGAUCUCCUUGUAUUGUAAGAGGGGUCUGCACUAUCAAGCUUUGGCUAUUCAGGAUAGAAUGGAACAACGGGCCGUGUCUCCUGACAUUGUUACCUACAACUCCCUAAUUUAUGGGUAUUGUAGAGAAGGUAGAAUGAGAGAGGCCUUAAGGCUUUUUAAAGAAAUUAAAGAUGCCGUCCCUAAUCACGUGACAUACACAACUUUGAUUGAUGGGUAUUGCAGAGUGAACGACUUCAAUGAAGCUUUACGAUUGCGUCAGGAAAUGGAGGCUAAAGGGUUGUAUCCUGCUGUUGUGACCUAUAAUUCUAUUCUCCGCAAGUUGUGCGAGGAAGGCAGGAUAAAGGAUGCAAAUAAACUCUUGACUGAGAUGAAUGCAAAGAAGAUUGAACCCGAUAAUAUCACAUGUAACACAUUGAUUAAUGCUUACUGCAAGAUAGGUGAUAUGAAGUCUGCUUUAAGAGUAAGAAAUAAGAUGUUGGAGGCAGGAUUGAAACCUGACAGUUUUACGUACAGGGCAUUCAUUCAUGGUUUCUGCAAGGCACGGGAGAUGGACAGUGCCAAAGAGGAGUUCAUUUCAAUGCUUGAUGCUGGAUUUUCUCCCAGUUAUUCUACAUAUUCAUGGCUCGUGGAUGGAUACUGCAACCAAGACAAUGAAGAGGCAAUCUUGAGACUCCUGGAUGAAUUUGUGAGCAAAGGUCUUCUCAUUGACAUCUCAGUUUAUAGGGCACUAAUACAAAGGCUAUGCAAGAGAGACAAGGUUGAUUGUGCUCAGCGAAUAUUCACUCUUAUGCAAGGGAAGGGAAUAUUAGGAGAUAGUGUUGUGUACAUUAGUCUAGCAUAUGCUUUCUUGAGAAUGGACAAUGUAGUUGUUGCUACGGAUAUGUUGGAUGAGAUGUACAGGAGGAGGUUGAUGAUAACUCUCAAGCUUUACCGAAGUUUCAAUGCUUCAUAUGCUGAUGACAAGGGAAUCUUGGAUAUCUUUUGGGAUCAUGUGGUCAAAAGAGACCUUAUUUCAAAAGGCAUUUUACAAUACGUCCGACAGUUGGAAUUACACUCAUAGAGGAGAAUUAAUGAUAUUUCUAAAUGCUCAUAAUCAAGUCUAUCAUAAGUGAUGGGGUGGUAACAAUUAAGAAAUGCCUUUCUCAAGGUGCUCUAUUGAGUGCGUCAAUAGUCCUACACUUUUGGUGAUAGUCCCAAGCGACAGUUUUAUACGAUGUCUAUUAUUGGUAAUCACCUCAUCGUUUCAUGCCAGGUUCUCUUGUUUGGAUUAGUACGAAGAGUCCUGAAAUUGGAACUUUUGAUGCAUCCUCAUAUUUAGUGACUGCUUAUAGCUCAAUUUUGAAGGAUGUACUGCUUCUUCCUUUUUCAAUAAAAGGAGCACCAUUUUCAGGAACGUUUCAUGAUGGUAUACGUGUUCCUGGAAGGACAUUGAACCAUCUUAGUUCAGUUUUGUGGUCAUUUUCUACAUUUAGAGUGAGAAGGCAGGAGUAUUUCUCCCUUGGAAAUGGGGUUAUAAGCACCAAAAUGAACAUCAGAAUUGACAUUUGAGCUUCAAAAUGUAGGACGUCCAUAUUGCUCUUUGAACAUGUCAUUAUUCAGUGAAGCUUGAAUAAUUGCAAAAUCAGUUUGCAUUCAAUCUCUUGUUUGUUUGUGUUUCUUGUUCCCCAUUAGACUAAGUUCCUUCAAAUGUUCAAAUAUUAGCUAUAUACUGGUGAUAAAUACUUCAUGUUUUCCAGAAAUUUUAUUCAAAAUUUUGUUGUCUCAAAUUUGUCUGAGAAGAUAACAACCAUCAUACUCACCCCAGCUUGUCUUGCAGGAAACAAUGAUAAAUAUGCUUAAAGAAGGGUGCAAGGCUCAAACUGGAGCUCAAACUUAAAACACGGAGUUCUUUAUUCUUCUUAUAAAGCUCUUCUUACAAUUUCAAAUCAACUGGUGGCAGCCUUGGCUGGAUUGGGCAGAAGAAGUGAGUUAUCGGCAUAAAACUACAAGUAGAAAAAUCUGUUUUUGUGCCCCAUCUAAGAGUUCAAGUGAUGUUGAAUCUACUUGCAGCACAACUUGGAAGUAUGGCUGAGUGGUUUGAAGCACUGAUCUGCUAAAUCUGACGUUUAAAAACAAAAGUAUUGUGGUAAAGCAUGGAACACUUCCGGCCAGUAUUUCUCCAGAAAUCAACAGCUAGCUAGCUUGAAAUCCAUCUCUUCAUGCUUCUAUUUUUAUCACAUGUUCAUUUGUGAAUGGUGCUACUGCAACAGUUCACCAAGGUACCCUUAACACAUCUCCUACGGAACUGGUCGAGGGGGGUAGCGUGGCAGUUUGCACAGGUUGGACAUAUUGUCUUGCAAGUCAAAGGUUGUAGGUUCCAGUCUUGUUGAGCCUUGGUGCUACUUUUAUAACCCCACACUGUGAUUGAUGUGUCGAGUCAGUGUUACCAUAAAAUGUCAUUGUCAAUGUGCUUCUAGUCGUUUCACAUCCUUUUAUGUAGAGAUGUAUAAAUAGUCAGAACUGAUCAAAGUUUAAAAAUUAAAAAAAAUUAAAUCAGGCUAAAAAAUCAAAUUAAAUCAACUAAAUUAAUCAAAAAAAUUAAAAAUCAAACCAAUCAAAUAAAUCGAAUAAACACAACAAAACUAAACCGAUCGAACAAGCCUAAAAAUUAAAUAACCAACAAAACUAAAGAAACCAACACAACUGAAAAUCAAAAAAAUAAUUGAAAAAUAAGAAAAAUAACUGAAAAAUCAAAAAAUAAUCGACGUGUUUUAAAGUUCAGUUGAUUUGAUUUGAUUAAUUAGGUUAUGUUGAUUAAAAAAAUCAAAUUAAAAUUAAAUAUUUGAAUUUUUACAAAAAAAAAAUCAAAUCGAACUCAUACAAGAAAAAUAUUGAAUCAAAUCAAUAAAUUCAAUCAAUUCA
Messenger RNA from Diospyros lotus (date-plum), 3901 nucleotides. RefSeq names its product pentatricopeptide repeat-containing protein At5g38730. The record is from RefSeq and is a predicted model, not a curated record. The transcript is spliced from 2 exons. Gene Ontology annotation, molecular function: protein binding. Lineage: Eukaryota; Viridiplantae; Streptophyta; Magnoliopsida; Ericales; Ebenaceae. Bases 288 to 2060 code for a protein of 590 amino acids.